ACCUUUCAGUCACUACUCUGCAGACUCGAGUUUCGUCGCGCUGGUGCGGCUACAGAGCGGAUGUGGUCCGAGCGUGCAGCGAACGGAGCAAGUUGACGUUAGCAAGUUGUUGGCCGGGGCCGGCAUUUAUUUGUAGGUCCGAUCUGUCGGCCAAAGCAGAGAUGAGCUGCCCAGUGAACCUCCAGGCUAUGCCGUGUGGUGUCAUCGAAAAGGUUUUAACGCCAGAGAAUGUGAGAGGAAGAGCCUCAGUGAAUUCUGUCACUCAGUUGAGUUUCCCCAAAUCCAGAUCAGCUCUGUGGGACAGCAGUCCUACAGGAGAGAAGCUCCGCCUCCAGCUCUGCUCACACAGGAAGCCUCGGUUAGUGCUAUUGGAGAAAGCACUUCGCCUGGCACAGCGUCACGCCAGUCACAGCAACAAGCCCUGCCUCCACUGUUUCUUCCUGGGAUCAGUGUCUGUCGACUCGGAUGAGGAGGGGGUCACGGUGACUCUGAACCGGUUUGAUCCAGGUCGGGACCAGGCUGGUGCCUCAGGCCGGGUUCCCUCCGCUCAGCUGCCUGGAGACGUCCUUGUUCCCUGUUUGUUCUCAACUCAGACUGAGGAGACGUCCGACCCUAUCGUCCAAUCGGAGACUGAGCUCCAUCACUGCUUCAAGGUGUUGCAGCAUUUUGUGAGCAGCAGACAGACUCUGGAUCUGUCUCAAAUGUUGAAAGUCCAAGGCUGUGUGUUCUGCUCUCAGCAGUCCGAUGCUGCAACAUUCAGCAUCAGCUGGUCAGCUGUCUGUCCGUCCGUCAAUGUGGACAUUGAGCCGGUCAGAGCGAUUCCCAUCAUCCCCACCGCCCUGCUGAGGGGUCUGACCAGCAUCAACCAACCACUUGCUGCGAGCCGUCAGAGAGGGUUUGUGACCAUGGAUCAAACCAGGAAACUCCUCCUGCUGCUGGAGUCUGAUCCUAAAGCCUCCAGCCUGCCUCUGGUGGGAAUCUGGCUGAGUGAAGUCGCACACGCCUACAACCCUCAGGUGUGGGCCUGGUGUCUGAGGUUCAUGUUCAGCCUCACCCUCCAGGACAGAGUUCUCACAGAAAACAGCUCUUUCCUGCUGGUUCUGUUCGGUUCGACUCACAAAGCUCCUCAGUUCUUCCAGUGUCGAGCUCCCAGACCAGGACCACAGCUGGACUGCCAGCUGCUGACUGCCGCCCACUCUUUUACGCUCUACCAGGUGGCACCGGUGGACGGUCAGAGUCUGCAGUGUGAACUCGGUUCAGAGGUCCGCAGCAGACAGAUGGAGGUCUUCAGAGAGGCUCAGAGCACCUUCAGCAGCGCCUCCACUCCCAUCGCCGGUCUGUCCAUUAGUGACCAGGACUCUGGAGUCGAGGAUGAAGACCUUUCUCCACGACCGUCUCCAAGUCCUCACCCUCCGGCUCAGCAGACUCGUAGAGUUCAGCCGUGUGUUCCUGAACUCUCCCUGCUGAUUGAUGGCAGCUUCACCUCUAGUCACAACGGUGGGCAGGACCGUGGCUAUGCCCUCAGGCCUUCUGCCAGGAAGCCUGAUCCUCCAGCUGGACCCACGGCAGCCUCAUCUUCAGCCCCCAGACCCCCUCCUCCUCACUUCCAUAGCACUCCCAACUCCAACCUACAGCAGCCCUGCACCUGCUGCUCCACUCACACCUAUGACUGCACCCCCAUGUUGUCCUCCCCAGGCCUCCUCCCUGCUGCUGCUCCACCUACCUCACAUCCCGACACUCCUCCUUCAGCCAGCAGCUGUCCAGCUGUGCCUUCUGUUCCUCCUGACUCUGCCCACAAACUCAGUCCUCCAUGGGUUAGUCACCAUGCUCCAGCCCAUCACCAUACUUCACCUGGGCCACCCUCCACCGUCCACUACACUCCUCCUUCCUCCAAACCCUCCCCCAACUGUCCCUGCAGCCACCCUCCUCCUCCACCUCCUCCGUGGUGUGCUGCCUCCAACUCUCCUCACCCCUCAUGUCCAAGAGGAGCCAGCCCUGUCGCUUCCCCCUGGCUCCCCUGUCCCUCCUGUGUGACUCAGUGCCAUGAUCCAGCGGGAGGAAUGGUUCUGUCGGACACCUACCAGCUGGUCCUCCAUCAGGACCACCAGCUGCGCCUCCUGCAGGCUCAGGUCCAGGUGCUGCUCGAGGCUCAGGGGAAGCUUCAGUCAUCCAGACAGCAGGUAGACACUCAGACAUGCAGGAGCACAGCGAGCAUCGCCGUGGGGACAGGGGCCAGUUUGUUUUGGGGGGAUCCGGGGCAGCCUUUCUCUCAUCAGGAGGUACACGCUUUUCCUCCCUCCUCCCCCAGCCCACCCUCCUCACCCAAUCCUCCCUCUUCGACCACCUCCAGCUCCUCAACCUUUUCGCGUGGCACGUCUGUCAACAGAUCUGUGGGUGGAGGCAAGGACGGUGACCUCCAAGGUCAGAAGACUCUCUGCCCCCCAUUUGGUCAACACAGCAUCAGUGCUCUGCAGAGUCCAGUUCUGGGAGAAAGUGCCAGCAUGUACAGACCUGCAGACGAGCAGCAGAGUUUCUACCACAACCUCAUGUCACAGCUGACCAGUCGCCUACAGAAGUCAGACAGUAAAGAGGAAUUGGAGUCGAGGAGGAAGAGUGUCUCCGUGGUUUCCGACCACUCCCACUGCUUUCAGCCCUCUGAGUCGUCCUCUUUGCCCACCAGGAAGCAGCAGCAGCAGCAGCGGCGGACUCCAGCAGGAGACCCAGUAGUCAGUGCCACUUUGCGACAGUUGCAGCAGCUCGGAGUCGACGUGGACAAAGAAACUCUGACAGAGUUUGAUAAAAACCGACUCAAAGCUGUAGAGAGUGCCAGCACUCUGGCGAGCAUCAACCCAGCAGCGGUCGUCUCCAGACUGAGCUUGUCUGAGCCGUCGGCCCUGUUCCCUGGAGGCAGCGUGGAUCUGAGUCUGGAAGCCAACACCAUCGCCCUGCGUUACCUGAGCGACUCUCAGCUCAGCCGGCUGUCACUGGGAGGACACCUGCCUCAGUGUGGCCCCUCCUCCAACGAUUCCCUGCUGUCACCCAGCAACAUGUCGCUGGCCACCAGGAAGUACAUGAGGAAAUACGGCUUGAUUGAGGAGGAGGCGGAGGAGAAGGAUGAUGAAGAUGAAGAUGAGGAGGAGGAGGAGCAGCAGCAGCACAAGGAGGUCAGAAUUCAGGAGGCAUCAGAGCGCCAGCUGCUGACAGAAACUCAGAAUGUGAAGCUCCUCCCGCAGAGUCACCUGAUCAAGGACCUGCAGCCAAAAAUGCAGCUUUUAGCAGGCAGCGCCAAAGCAGAGAACAGGCCUCCAUCGUCAGUCAGGGCAAGCAGCCGUCAGACAGAGGGAUCGGUGGGAAACAUCCUGGACCUGAGCCGCUUGAGGCAGCUUUCAAAGCUCUUCUGAUGCCCAAAACGCCAGACAACCAACCCAUUCGCUGAUAGAAAUCUGCAGGGAGCUUUUAAAAACUGUUCAAUUUUAAAGUUUUGUGAGGUCCCGGUUUUACUGCAAAUCUGCGCCCUCUGUUGAGAAGGAGCAACCAUCAGCCAGCCUGUUAACUCCUACAUGUAGACUGGUGUGUCUCAGAGGUGUAGUGUGAAAGCUGCUCAUACAGGUAGCACUGGUUUUUACAGGAAAUCUGCCAUCUUUGUCAAAAGGAUCAUCUGUCACACGGAGGUUGGAAUGGGAAACAUCCGGAUCUAGAAACUGCUGCCCAAACCAGCUGAAUGAUUUUAUACAUUUUCAUGUCCAAAAUGCUCAGUGUGUUAGUGACUCACUCUGGUUUCACCAGUUGACCUGCCGUGUCCAGCUUCUUGGAGAUUUGUGUGUGUUAAUGAAAUAUCUUGUUUUUCAUUUUAUUUGCCACUUCCUGUUUUUAUGUGAAAUG
Molecule: messenger RNA, 3882 nt
Organism: Stegastes partitus (bicolor damselfish)
Lineage: Eukaryota; Metazoa; Chordata; Actinopteri; Pomacentridae
Gene: stil
Product: STIL centriolar assembly protein
Exons: 16
Coding region: 162-3401 (1079 amino acids)
Biological process (GO): protein localization to centrosome; smoothened signaling pathway; microtubule organizing center organization
Cellular component (GO): microtubule organizing center
Source: RefSeq, a predicted model, not a curated record